GAUCUACGAGCCGGUGUUGCUUUUCUGCCGGACCCGGGGUUCAGCAAGAAGUUCGAGAAGGGAUGGUAUUGCGCCGCCCUGCAAGCUUCGGUACUCGCCCCUGCGACUAUCCUUUCAGACCCCGGCGCGACUGCAGCGUAGAAAGGCCCCUGACACAGCGCCGGGCUGCCGCUCGAGGGUGGAUGGCUGAGCUGAGGCGAUCUUUAGCCGUUUCCAGACAACCCAGGCGGAGGAGAGAAGGUGUGGAGAGGCGGUGUGCUACGGUAAUGACGAGUAGGGGGAUGAGGAGACCAUGAUGGUGCAUCGCAAGAUCGACGUCUGCGGGAAUGUGGAAUGUUGUAGUCUUGUGCUCCCUCUACGAUGGCUAUUCGAGUUUAGUCUGCGCCAACGAAGGGCAGUUGACAGAAGCUUUGCGUACCGUUGCCUUCGCAGCCCGUCGACGGAACAUUUCACGACCAUUCGUACCCGUCAUGAUCUUGCAUGUCUCACGGACGGUGGUAGGCCACCGACUGCGGAGGUCACGAUGGGCCACCAGGCACUCUCUGCUGCCGGUCACGUCUGGAGUAAUGCUACACGUCAGAUGACAAGCGGCAAGAAGUUGCGCCAGAAGUACAAUGAGGUUACUUCGAGGGCUUGUCUCCGGCCACACACCGCCAUCACCACGCCCUCCGGAAAUUUACUUGUAGCCGCCCAAACCACGACAACAUUUACAUCCCCGUCCGAACUCAUUCCAGCACAAACUCCUAGUUCGAGACUUCACAGCCAUACACGUUGUCGAUGAACACCACCGCGUCCGCCGUGGAGACCGAUGCAUCCGCCACGCCAAUGGUGAAGUUUUGCAGGUUGGUGAAGCUGUACUCCGCCUGGGUAACCUCGCACAGUACCAUGCUGGCAGGGUCGGAAGCUGGGGCGAAUGCGCAUGUAAACUCCGGCACCUGUUGGCCGU
Messenger RNA from Baudoinia panamericana UAMH 10762, 946 nucleotides. RefSeq lists its product as uncharacterized. The record is from RefSeq and is a predicted model, not a curated record. The transcript has 3 exons. Bases 293 to 781 code for a protein of 162 amino acids. NCBI's taxonomy places the organism in Eukaryota, Fungi, Ascomycota, Dothideomycetes, Mycosphaerellales, Teratosphaeriaceae.